AUGAAAGCCCCGAGCAGCAACUGGUCGUGCUUUGACCGCCUGCACACGGGAUCAGUCCAAUACAUACGCAAUAGCAUUCAGAAUAUCCUCUCUUCAGCGAACUUCGAAUACCUUAGGGGACGCGCAAUAGAGUCACGAAGGCAGCAUCAACCAGAUCUACCUCCCCAUCUUGAGUGCAUCAUCAACCUGACGCAAUUCACAUCUGGUUACGAGCACCUUGUUCUGGAACUUGCAUUCUCAGACCAUGUGUACUGGGUCGCUCGCAUCCCGCACCAAUCCAUCCAAAGAGACACGAUACUCAGCGAGAUUGCCACGAUGAAGGUUGUCAGAGAACGUACCUCCAUCCCAGUCCCUCAGGUUUUCUGCUUCGAGGUGUCCGCAGAUCAACCCUUUGGCUACCCAUACAUUCUCAUGGAGGCCCUCGAUGGCCGAACCUUUCCGGACGGACUAGCGACAGCCAUACCCGCCCAGCACCGUGCCAAAGUGGCCAAACAGCUAGCAAAUGUCUUUGCAGAACUCCAGAAUCUGACCUUCAGUCGCAUCGGGCGUCUUUGGUGUGGAGACAAUGCUGACGAACCCGUCAAAGUUGUGAAAAUGGCGUGGCACGCUUUACCCGGACCCCUGGAAACCUCACUCGAGUAUUUCUAUCACCACAUACAGGAACAGAACCAGCACGUCAUGUACCGGAUGCAUCCAGGGGACCCAGACUGGUCAACGGCCUGCUGGGUCCUAAAAAUGUCUCUGGCCCAUGUGAUAAUUGAGGACAGAGUUCGCGGCCCUUUCCCCCUGAUCCAUUUCGGCCUUCAAUCCCGCAACAUGCUUUUUGACGACGAGUACAACCUGACGGGGCUCAUCGACUGGACCUGUGCCCAAGCUGCCCCUCUUGAGCAAUUAUCUGUCUUUGACGAAUUCUUCAUCUGGGGCGGCAUAAGCCUUGAGCUUAAGAGACUCGUGAUCGAAUCUCUAAGAGAGAUGGAGAGAGACCGAGAGGAGAGACCGCCUCUGGACAACCCAGGUAUGGACAUGACCCCAUACCAGGAUCUCACGACCCUCUCCGAAUAUAUGACGUCCAUGGGCGCCGAGAUCACCUAUCAUCACUUUACGACUUCUAUUCAACAGAGUCUUUUGGCUGGGAAGGUGGUGGCGGAGAUCAUGCAUGGCAAUGCUAUUACUUGGGAGCAGCUGAGAGAAGUGUAUGGUGCCAUGCCUCUUUCGACAGUCUUGGCUGAGAGUAGUUGA
Molecule: messenger RNA, 1239 nt
Organism: Fusarium vanettenii 77-13-4
Lineage: Eukaryota; Fungi; Ascomycota; Sordariomycetes; Hypocreales; Nectriaceae
Exons: 1
Coding region: 1-1239 (412 amino acids)
Source: RefSeq, a predicted model, not a curated record